This is a messenger RNA of Tuber melanosporum (Perigord truffle), 1350 nucleotides long. RefSeq lists its product as uncharacterized. Gene Ontology annotation, molecular function: succinate-semialdehyde dehydrogenase (NAD+) activity. NCBI's taxonomy places the organism in Eukaryota, Fungi, Ascomycota, Pezizomycetes, Pezizales, Tuberaceae. The transcript is spliced from 7 exons. Bases 1 to 1350 code for a protein of 449 amino acids. The record is from RefSeq and is a predicted model, not a curated record.
AUGCCUCUUUCGUCACACAUUGUUCCAAAGCUCAAAGACCCCUCACUGUUCCAUGAGGCAGCCUUCAUAAACGGCCAAUUCGUCAAAGCUAAAGACGGAAAAACAUUUGAUGAUUCUAUCAAUAUUGCUCGAGAUGCCCUCAAGUCUUUCCGAAAGACACUCCCCCGGGAGAGGGCUAGAAUGCUGAGAAAAUGGUACGAGCUCAUCAUGGAAAAUCAGGAGGAUUUGGCUACUCUCAUUACCCGGGAGAACGGAAAGCCACUGGCAGAUGCCAGGAGUGAAGUUGCAUAUGCAGCGGCUUUCUUUGAAUGGUUCUCCGAAGAGGCGCCAAGGAUAUAUGGAGAUAGUAUUCCUGCCUCUGUUAGAGGCAACAGGGUUGUUACCGUCAAACAACCUGUUGGUGUUUGUGGGUUGAUUACUCCGUGGAACUUCCCGGCGGCUAUGAUCACUCGGAAAAUUGGACCGGCCCUGGCUGCAGGAUGUACAGUCGUCGCAAAAGCUCCUGGAGAAACCCCAUUGACAUCCCUUGCCAUAGCAGAAUUGGCAAGCCGUGCCGGUAUUCCCAAAGGUGUUGUAAACAUAGUGACGGCCCUCAAAAAUACCCCCGAAAUUGGUAGAGAGCUCUGCACCAACCCUAUCAUCAAAAAGGUAUCCUUCACCGGCUCCACAAGUGUCGGAAAACUUCUUAUGCAGCAAUGCUCUUCUACUUUAAAGAAAUUGUCCCUCGAGCUUGGAGGCAACGCCCCCUUCAUUGUAUUUGACGACGCGGAUCUCGACAAGGCAGUUGCUGGUGCCAUCAUAAGUAAAUUCAGAUCAUCCGGGCAGACUUGUGUUUGCACCAACAGAAUAUAUGUCCAAGACGCAGUCUACAGUGAAUUUCAACGAGAGAGCUUUAAGUUCCAAACCCACGUCGAAGAUGCUCUAAAGAAGGGAGCUACCGUACUCACCGGUGGGAAGGGUUUGGGCCACCUUGGGCCCAACUUCUAUGAGCCUACGGUCAUCACAAAUAUGACUAGUGACAUGAGGAUUCACCGAGAGGAGACCUUUGGUCCUGUUGCGGCCCUAUUUAGGUUCAAGUCGGAGAAGGAAGUGGUCAACCUGGCAAAUGAGGCCGAGGUUGGUUUGGCGGGAUACUUCUUUAGUAGUGAUAUUGCUAGGAUUUGGAGGGUUGCAGAGGCUCUCGAAGUGGGCAUGGUGGGUGUCAACACUGGCCUAAUCUCUGAUGCUGCAUCACCUUUCGGAGGAGUGAAAGAGAGUGGCUUCGGGAGAGAGGGCAGCAAAUACGGCAUUGAUGAAUACACGAUCAUCAAGUCGAUUACUUUUGGUGGUGUUGAUGAUUUGCAGGAAUGA